Penaeus monodon (black tiger shrimp) is the source of this 552-nucleotide messenger RNA. Its product is annotated as proteasomal ubiquitin receptor ADRM1-like. Gene Ontology annotation, biological process: ubiquitin-dependent protein catabolic process. Lineage: Eukaryota; Metazoa; Arthropoda; Malacostraca; Decapoda; Penaeidae. The record is from RefSeq and is a predicted model, not a curated record. Gene Ontology annotation, cellular component: proteasome regulatory particle, lid subcomplex; cytoplasm; nucleus. Gene Ontology annotation, molecular function: proteasome binding; ubiquitin binding; endopeptidase activator activity.
UAGGUCUGGCAGCGGUGGGAGCCGCAGUGGCAGUGGAAACAGCAGCAGUACUACCUCGACAACGACCAGGGCAUCCACCACCCCCUCGACCACCACCACCUCUACCCCAGCUCCCACCCCAGCUCAGGACUCAGCCCCAGGGAGCAACACGGAAACCAGCAGUGCUACCUCAGCAUCUGGAAAUGUUGUGCCAAUCCAGUUGUCGGACUUGCAGAACAUUUUGUCAGGGAUCUCUGUACCCCCUGAUGCUUCUGGAUCACCUCGAGUUCCAGUGGAUUUGAGUUCGGCCAUGACGGCUGAGGCUUUGCAGCCAAUCCUGACCAACGAAGACUUUGUCAACCAGCUGCGCCCGUAUCUUCCAGCUACAUCCGAUGGACUGCCGCCCACUGAGCAGCUGCGGGGCACGGUCACAUCCCCCCAGUUCCAGCAGGCUGUAAGGCUGGUUUAGCAGCGCUCUGCAGGUCUGGGCAGCUAGGUCCCUGAUCAACCAGUUCGGUCUGGGCGAGGACGCUGUGCUGGCCGCUGCUUCCUGCGACAUGGAAGCAUCAUCAA